GCCUAUUCCAAUCGAUGAAUCCGAAAAUAAGAAAGCAAAUAUCUAUCCGGAAUUGCAGGACGUCUAGAUCCAUACUCCAUUUGCUACGAAUUAGUGAUCAUUUCCACCUACUAUAGCGAUUUGAAGCGCUAUUUUUGUGCGAAUUCCUACCUCAAGAAUAUACAUCUACUCAAUCCUUCUUGUACGAGCUGUUCAUCAUGUCUCCUAACGGCGACGCUUUCUUGCUUGACCCAAACACACCUCCUGGGCCAUCUCGAUACGCCCAUGCUCGCAUCGCGCCUGCAUCAGCUCACCGUACCAUCUACGUCUCCGGAAUAGCGGCCGUGACUCCUGAUGGAAAGCUCGAAGGCGCGACGCAGAACGCAGACGGUACCUGGAACUUGGACAUCAAGGAGCAGACAGCCGCCGUCCUACGAAGGAUUGAUGCCAUUAUUAGCGGCGCCAGUAAUGGCAAAGGUGGCAUCCAUAACGUCAUCGAUUCAGUCGUCUAUCUAACAGACAUGAAGUCUCACUAUGCUGGAAUGAACGAGGAAUGGAAUAAGGUCUUCACUGACCGUGUGGGUGCGCCGGCGCGAGCUACUGUCGGAGUUCAGGAAUUGCCAGAUCCGCGCUUUAUCGUGGAGGUCAAAGUCGUAGCGGUAGUCGACUUCGAGUAAUGUUGAGGCUACGCUAUAUAUGCUAAGGUACCAGGGGUCACCCCUAUCUUGUCCUUACGUAAGCCCGAUAUCAGCCACAAGUCCGAAAGCCCGAGCCAAAUUUGCAUUUCUUUCCCGAUUAGGAAGUUUCUGUCCCGGUCGGUUAAAAUUCGCUGUCUCGCUUGUGCUACCCCGGACCCGGUUAUCAGAU
Molecule: messenger RNA, 846 nt
Organism: Annulohypoxylon truncatum
Lineage: Eukaryota; Fungi; Ascomycota; Sordariomycetes; Xylariales; Hypoxylaceae
Product: YjgF-like protein
Exons: 2
Coding region: 198-656 (152 amino acids)
Cellular component (GO): mitochondrion; cytosol
Molecular function (GO): deaminase activity
Source: RefSeq, a predicted model, not a curated record